Molecule: messenger RNA, 2834 nt
Organism: Physella acuta
Lineage: Eukaryota; Metazoa; Mollusca; Gastropoda; Physidae
Product: DDB1- and CUL4-associated factor 10
Cellular component (GO): Cul4-RING E3 ubiquitin ligase complex
Molecular function (GO): protein binding
Source: RefSeq, a predicted model, not a curated record
AAAGGUCACACUUUUAAAAGGAAAACGAAAUAUCAUUCUUUUUUUGGCCUGGCCUUAUGCUGAUUAUUUUCAUCUCGCUUUAGAUCAAGUUUAUUAUUAUAAAUGUAGAUUUAUUCUAGUUAAAACAGCAAUAAAAAAACACACGAACAAAAAAAAACAACUAGAUAAGAUAGGCCUAGAUCUACAAGUCUGGCAGCUAGAUCUAGAUCCUAAAUAAAUACUAGAUCUAAAAACUAAAUAGUUAAAAAAUAGGCCUAGUUCAUUAUUUUCAAAUAUUUUCAUUAAUCAAUCAAGUAGUCUCACUCAACCCUAACUAACACUAGCAACUGUUACUACUGUUGUAGUGUAGUACACUCAUUAGUACUUCAGUAAUCAGUAUGAUGAGACAAUAUGAGUACACCAUGGAAUGUAGCUAAGAUAAACAAGCCAUACAAGGUGUACUGCUACUAGAACUAGAUCUAGAAUUACUUUUCUAGAGUUAGCUAGACUCACUUAGAGUAGCAGAGAGUCCAAUAGACAUAAGAAUGAAAGUUUCAUCUCUAAAACAUUUGAGAGACAUGCAGUUGGGUCAGAAAAAAAGCAUAGGCUGGAAGGACAGUUUAUAUUCAUCUCUCUACUCCUCGACCAUCUCUACAAAAACCACCGAAUCCACCCCAUUAGAUGGAUUAGACUGGGGAGCAGUUUUUGGCUUUGGAUUUUCCACUGAUGGAACCUUGUUGGCUGCUGCGUGUGAGAACACGUGCAUGCUGUUGUAUGACCCCCACAAUGAACGGCUCAUCACACGCAGAUUUAAAACACACACGGACUGCGUUAACUGUGUCAGGUUCCUGGACAACAGGACAUUUGCCACAUGUUCUGACGACAGUACUGUGCGGCUGUGGGAUGCCAGGUUUCUCAGCCAGGAGAUUGUUGUCCUCAAAGGCCACACAAGCUGGGUGAAGAACAUUGAGUACUGCUCAUCUGAGGGGAAGCUGAUCACCUCAGGGUUUGAUGGCAACAUUUUCUCCUGGGACAUUAACAACUACUCAGACAAGGAGAAGCCAGAAGCACUGUUCUCCCUGUCAGGCAUCAUGAGAACAAAAAUAACUCCAGAUGAGAAGAAACUGAUUGUAUCCACCAUCAGAGGAUAUUUUUUACUGAUACAUGACCUCAACCUCGACACUCUCAGUGAAGAUCUUAAAGGGGUUAAGACUCUCCUUCAUUUGACCCACAUUCUAAACACUUCUCUAAACAACCUUGAGUUGCAAUGUAAAAAAAUGUUCACAAGAAAGCGCAACAGGAUUGAGUGUAUCACAGAUUUUCCUGAUGCUGACAAGGCAGAAUCCAUCAACACUAUGCAGGUCCACCCCCAAGGCUGGUGUAUCGCCUCAAGAAACACAACUUAUGAUGAGAGAUCAGAGUGGACCUGUGUACAUGACAUCCAGUCAGUCCAACCACAGGCUGUUGGGGGCAGGCAGGAGGAGGGGGACCCUGAGACCAGCAGCACUGGACCCCACCGGUCAAGACUGUUUCCUCAUCCACUAGAGCUCAGACCUCUGCUAGAAGAUGAAACUUAUGCUGGAGGGGGGGAAGAUGUGAGUGAUGAAGAUGAAGAAAUGUAUCAGGACUCAUUUGUGUUAGAUGACUUGUCUCCCCUGGUAGAGUUGUCCCCCGGCAACUCUGAUGAAGAAACCUCGGAUUCCUCCCUACACAACUAUCAUCUGACUGUCAGAGGACAGCCUAACAAUCUGACAGUCAGACAUCAGCCCAGCCGUCAGUCAGCUGACUUAUCAGAAGAUGAGGAUAUCGACAUCCGUGUGACUUCACCCCGACCCCCACGAUCACCACUAUCUUAUGCCCAGUCUUCAGCCAAUAGAAUCUCCCACAUCCAAUACUUAGUUAACCCACCUGAAGGGAACGGAAUAUUUUCUUCCAGCACAGCCUCAUCCACACACACCAGGAGCCGUGGGAGCCGACACAAGCCCUCAAGGCUCCUCUACUCCAUCCAGGAGCCAAACGUUGGCCGGGGGUUUAUCAAAGAGCAAAGUUUCAGCAGUGAUGGCCGGGUACUGGCCUCACCUUUUGCCAACUGUGUCCGGCUGCUGGCCUUCAACCAGCGCUGCUCGGAAAUAUGUGACGUCCUCCCCAGAAGCCCUGCAGCGCUGCAGCAGGUGGCCAUGACCUUGGGACAGAAAAGUAUUGUUCUGGCUAGUACUUUCUCACCAACACAUUGCCAGUUUGUGGCUGGUGCUAAGGAUGGAAGUAUUUCAUUUUGUUCACCAAAAUUAUAGCUCAGUACCAAGGAUGAAAAUAUUUCAUUUUGUUCAAAAUUGUAUUCUAAACUAUACAAAGCUCUGUUUUCUGGAUUUUACCUUUAUCUUUUAAAACAUUACUUUAAGUAUUAAAAAACAAAUUCUUGUCACAAAUUGUGGUACAAUAUCUAGUCUAGCUUGUCCUAAACUAUCACAAUUUAUUGUACUAAACUAUCACAUUGUGUGAUACAGUAACUAGUUAACAUGUACUAAACCAUCACAUUGCUAAUGCUAGAAAUGUUUGUCUUUCAGUUGUAGCAUUGAUGUGUGAAUGUGCUCAGGCUACGUACUUUUGAAGAGAUUUGACUUGAGUGUUGGCUCUCAUCUAAAUGUUGCAGUUGUCUAGUUGUUUUAAUGUAGUCUUUCAUCUACAGCAGGGGUCUCCAAACUUUUCAGCCCGAGGGCCGCAUUUACUAUCAAAAAUCAGUUCGGGGGCCAGAACUGAGGCCCUCCCCCCAAGAAUGUCUACCUAAUCUCACCCUCCCCACGAAAUAUAAUCUAUAUAGAAAUAUAUAAAAAUUUCAAGUGUCGUCAUCCACCCUC